Molecule: messenger RNA, 305 nt
Organism: Entrophospora candida
Lineage: Eukaryota; Fungi; Glomeromycota; Glomeromycetes; Entrophosporales; Entrophosporaceae
Source: the annotation of a GenBank genome assembly
AACCAGCUACUAGUCUAAUUGUCACUGUUAGCACAGCAGUUGCUAUUGAUGGUCCAAUUAUUACUACAGUUGCUACUGAUAGUUCAGUUGUUACUAGCUCAACUGGGAUUAAUGUUGGUCCUAGUUCUAGUUCUAGCUCUAGUGUUUCUAAUACAUCAACGACAUCAGUUUCUACUAUCAUGUCAUUUGCACCACCAUUUUCAUCUGGACAUCUUGAUCUGGAAUUCACAAUUUAUAAUUUAUACAGUGUUGCUACAUCAUUAUUUGUUAUUACUGUAACAAUGCUUUAUUUAAUUGUUGCUUAA